CAUGGUUUGAAUUCAGGCACAGCUAUGCACUCACUGUUCACCAUUCAGCCACAAAGCGUCAACGCGACGUCGACGGUAGUAAUGGGAGGAGGAGGCCCGGUGUUUGGCUUGUACCAUGGGCGGAGCUGCUUUCCCAGGUCCAUCACAGGGGUCAGUUCUCCACUGUCCACUGGCUGACAUCCUGAGGUCUACUGUUGCCUUUUGCAUCUUUUUAGUAUGUGCACUGCCAGUUCUGGUAGGUUAUCUGGCGUUUGCUAGGACCAGUUUGUGUUCCACGGGACCAACCAGGUUAAUGUUGAAACCCAUUCAGUAGCAGAGGGUUCUUUGCAGGUCCAGUACCAGUUCCAGGUGGUCCUUUUGCCUUGAGUAGGUUUAGUACCAGUGCUGUUCCUGGUGGUUCAUGGGACUUGAAGUUCCAAUCCGUUUUGGGACCAGAAGAUUGCUAUAACGAUAAGGACAAGGAGAAGGGAUGGUUUUUUUUUGAAAUCCUUCUGGGUAUGGUGUGAGCGUUUCAAGUUGCAGGCCUGGGGAGAAUAUAUUUUUCACUUCGACGUGAGACAGGUGGCCUACGCAUGCACAGCAGUUUUGUACCAAUUUUGCAAACAGUCCAACAAAAUUGCAACAGUGGUUUUCAUAUUGCUACUCCUUUGAUCGAAUUCCUUUUUUUUUUUGGUUGAUCUCCUGUUCAGGUUUGCUUUGCUUGGUUCUGAGUGCUGCUGGACUCAGCACCCUCUUGUCCAUUCGGCGAAGAUACACUGGGCACCUUGUGGUGCUUGUUCGACUUUGCAUUGCUGUCCCUGUCAUUUCACUUCGCGUUUCUCCUCAUUUUCUAGCACCUGAUGCAUGCCAGUUUUUUACAACCCGGAAGGAAAGUCGACGAAGAUAUAGGACCUGGUGUAGAUAGAUGAGGGCAUUUCACCCUCUGUCGAGCUUGAGCUUAGGUUAAUUCGGUCUCCCAGCGGUGUAAUCUUUUGUGCGCGUUGCACGGGUGGUUGGUUGGUUCUGUGGGUCGUUGGUGGAGUCAAUUUUCGGGCAACAGAGGACAGAGCAUGACGAUGGCCGCCCGGAGUAGGUGUCCCAUUGGCCCGUGUCAGUUCCAAAUCCACCUUUGUGUCUGUCUGAUCCUCCUUGGAGGGAUGGGCAAGAUCGCUCUAUCAGGCCAGGUAGGUGGUCCUGGGGUAGAUAGAAAUGCCCAUCUUAACCUAUUUGGAGAUUUGAACGAUCCCCUUAGGGGCGCCGGGCUUUUUGAACAGGAAGAUCUUGACGAUUGGAUUCAUGUUACUCCGAAGCUGAAGGUUACAGAUGAAGAUAGAGUAAAUUACUCUCAGUCGGGACGGAUUGCCCACUUUCUCCAGCUCAAAAAAGUGAAGGCAGUUCAUCUCCCCGUUCCUGUAAAUUUCCUGUUUGUUGGAUUUAACCAGGAUGGCAGCCAUGGUUUCAAGGUAGACGAGUGGGAUAUUCGGCACUGGUUCGAACACAUGGAUCAUGUACUUCAACACACGCGAGUGCCAGAUCAGAGAGGCGAUGAGAAGGGCACAAAAGAGGUCCAGAAUGAUCCGGCCGAUGAGGAAGAAGAUAUGCCGUGGGAGGAGUUGAAGGACAUACCGCCGGAGUUAGAAGGGCAGCCGUUGAGGGGAAGAAGUAAGGUCGGCGAGGGUGAGCGAAUGUCGGCAUUUAGUUUCGUCCACUUCAACUUUUCGUGCCAUGCGAUCGAUGUGGGACCGAGGGUGACAGAGGUUUUUCAGACGGCGAUUCGAGCACUGGCUAGAAGGGAAUACCCAGUGCAUAACAGGACUGGAACGGCAUGGGAGGACGUGUAUCAGGUGGACGCGGAUGCCAUGGUGGCCCUAAUGAACAGCUUGGUUGCACAAUUGAAUCUGGAAUAUGCCUACAACAUCUUUAUUCUGAACCCCAAGCGUUUUCAUCACAAGUAUGGCUAUAGAGUUGGGUUUUCCAGUGAGGAGUUGCAACUGCUAGUUGAUGAGGGGGGUUUGGUUCCCCGAAAGCUGCCGAAGGAUUGGUCGCAGGAGCCUCCCGCUGUCGCGUUAGGAUCAGAUUCCAGCAGCUGGCGUAGAAGUCGGUCGGAAAGACCGAAGGACAAGUUCUUGUGGAGGCUGCUUGACCACAAGGAGGUCGACGACUGGGCCGCAAAGAAGCAGGUCACAUUGCAGGCCCUUCGCAACGAGAUGAUGGCCGAUCAAGAUAAUCCGGCGGCGAUCGUUGGGAAAAAAGCACGGCAGAUCUUGAACCAGAACUCAGAUUACAGCAAGGAUCUGGCGAAGCAUGUUGGGCGCCGUGAUAGUGGUCUGCAUGCAGAUUGCUUGGUAGAUUCAUGGGUUUCCUUAGAGCGAGUUGCUUUCAUGGACCUCACUGCAGGUCCAUUCUUUUGGGGGCCCAUGGUGAAAGGAGAGGGCGUACGUGGCGAGAACAGCCUCCCAUCGAUGGAAAAGAUCUUUGCGGUUCUCAGUAGGUAUGCACCGGAGGAGGACCGGUCAACGGGGGAACUGGAGAAAGAGCUGCAGGAAAUGGCAGAAGAUCGCUUCCGCAGUCUCCAUGUGGAUUACAGCGGCGAACUCAGUCCCGCACAUGAUGCGGAGAUGUUGAUGGCUGAGUUGGAUGUGUAUGACUUGUUUGCUCAGCGUCAUUGCCGAGGCCGGCUGACGAUGACAAAGACCUGUCGCAACCUGCAGGAGAGGGUGGCCACGAUGCAGGACGAGAUCCAUCGACUUGAUUCUGCAAUCAGCGACGAGCAGAGGAGAGUAAUACUGAGAGCAGCGCUCGAACGUGUGCGCUCUUGGUCUGUAUCAGCUGCCAUGGAGGACGAGUUGUGGAAGAAGCAACACCAAGAAGCACCAUCUCUUGCCCAAGACAUCUUUUUGUCUCACGUUGGCGCUGUGUUGUCGAAUGCGAUGAGGAAUGUGAUCACACCAUCAACUACGCAGCAUCCAAAACACAUCCAUUUGCACGUCUCGUUCCAUCUGUACAUUGUUCAUCCGCAUGGCGCUGUGAGCAAAGAGCACGCGUUCGCCAUCGAUGACUUCAAACAUGAAGUGAUGAAACUCAAAACUUCUCGGCAAGAUUUCCGGUUCUUCCAGCAUCGCUUGGGUGUGGCCGACGACAUUGCCCUGGGAGUCGCUUUCACAUCAUCCAUGCGCAAAGCUGCAGUUCCUUACAUCACAUCGCAUGGCCACUUCUGGCCAGUGCAGCGAAAUUACAUCGAUUCCCUUACACUUCAGCACCAGCUCGAAAAGAUCGGUGAGGAUGGUAUCUCUUCCGUCAGCUCUAUUAACUGGGGAUAUGGUCAGCUCAAUGUCCCUAUCUUUAUCUUCUCACUCCAUGCGCAUCCUCCCAUCUUGAUCGACAAAGAACUUACGGCAAAAUCCAUCGGCAACAUGGUCCUGGUUGUGCAGUCGGAUGAACCGACAUGGGGGUCCCAUGUGCAGUGCAAUCAGGAGUCCUUGCACUUAAACCUGAGGAACCCUCUGAAGAGCGCAGUUGCAGCUGUUGCGGAGCAUCUGACAGGCAUACUGCCAAGUCAUCGUUCCUUCUCACACGCUCAUGGGAAGGCGGCGGAAGAUUGGAUGUGGGCAGUCGGAGCGCAUGCGCUCUCUGCCACAUCUGUGCGUGGCUGGAGGCUUUCUCAAUUCCACGUGGAUGCGGCAUGGCGGAACUACAUAGUUGUUGCUAUGGACCAGGCAGUUCACAGACUGAAUCAAGGGAUCCGAAUCCUUUCCCACGAGGCCACCAGUGAUGAGACUUUCGCUGGACUCAAAAAGUUUCACCAUCUGGAGUGGAUGAUGGGCCAGUACUCGUAUUUCAUCGAUAUCUGGAGAGGACUUGUACGAGAGAUGGAGAUGCUUCGGUACGACAGGGCUGUCAACUACCUCAACCAGCUUAAGUUUGUUUCUGAAGACUUUCUUGCAAGGUGUGAGCAUCUUCAAGAGCUCCUCCAUCCGGUCCAUUGCACACGGCAAAGGACUUUGAAGGUGGGAAUUAUCCCAGCAGUCCUGGGUAUCAUCGCAGCUGCUUCAAUGACUGUCUUUCUGGUGUUGCACAGGAGGAAGGCAAAGCCAAAGAUCAACUAAAGCACGCACAGCGAAACUACAGUCACCUGUAGAUGACUAUUGUUGUAGUACGAAGGAACUUCCUUUCCUUUUCCCAAAGCUCCUCCUUUUUUGGGCUCUUUCCUGGCACUUGCCCUUCUUCUCUUUUCCAUUUUAUUUUGUGCUUGUGUCCAUCCUCCUCUCAAGGAAUGGAACUCCAGACUCACAGUUGUUUAUGCACUUCUGUUUUGUGCUUUUGCUCCACCUCUGCUUUGAACUCUUGGUCA
Chara braunii is the source of this 4330-nucleotide messenger RNA. The record is from the annotation of a GenBank genome assembly. Lineage: Eukaryota; Viridiplantae; Streptophyta; Charophyceae; Charales; Characeae.